AUGUCUGCUAGCAUUACUUAUGAUGAAGAUAGAAAGACACAAUUAAUUGCCCAAUACGAAUCUGUAAAGGAAGUGGUGGAUAUAGAGGCAAAAAAAGUUUAUGUUAAUGGAGAUGCCUCCAAAGUUUUAGUAUUGGUCGUUUCGAAAUUGAAACCAGCUAGCGAUAUAAAGAUUCUUUAUGACCAUGGUGUGAGGGAGUUCGGAGAAAACUAUGUUCAAGAGUUGAUUGAAAAAGCAAAACUGUUACCUGAUGAUAUCAAAUGGCACUUUAUUGGCGGUUUGCAAACGAAUAAAUGUAAAGAUUUGGCUAAGGUGCCAAAUUUAUACUCCGUUGAAACGGUUGACUCCUUGAAAAAAGCGAAAAAAUUAAACGAAUCCAGGGCUAAAUUUCAACCAGAUUGUAACCCAAUAUUGUGUAAUGUUCAGAUUAAUACAUCACUUGAGGAUCAAAAAUCUGGCCUGAAUAACGAGGAAGAAAUAUUUGAAGUCAUCGAAUUUUUUUUAUCUAAUGAAUGCAAGUAUAUUAAGUUAAAUGGGUUAAUGACCAUUGGUUCGUGGAAUGUCUCACAUGAAGACAGUGAAGAAAACAGAGACUUUGCAACAUUGGUUGAGUGGAAGAAAAAGAUCGAUGCUAAAUUUGGAACAUCAUUGAAGUUAUCUAUGGGGAUGAGUGCUGACUUUAAGGAAGCUAUAAGGCAAGGAACAACCGAAGUCAGAAUUGGUACCGACAUUCUUGGUGAUCGGCCUCCAAAAAAUGAAGCAAGAAUCAUUUAA
This is a messenger RNA of Saccharomyces paradoxus, 774 nucleotides long. Its product is annotated as pyridoxal phosphate homeostasis protein. NCBI's taxonomy places the organism in Eukaryota, Fungi, Ascomycota, Saccharomycetes, Saccharomycetales, Saccharomycetaceae. The record is from RefSeq and is a predicted model, not a curated record. Bases 1 to 774 code for a protein of 257 amino acids. The transcript has a single exon. Gene Ontology annotation, cellular component: intracellular anatomical structure. Gene Ontology annotation, molecular function: pyridoxal phosphate binding.